AAUCAAGAAAAUAAUAGGCAGAUUAACAGUUCAUGAAAGUAAUCAUUAGGUGCAGCCCAAUAGUAUAAUUGUACAUUUCUGUUUCUGUGACCUUAUUGGAUGCGCUGUAUUCAGCUUUUCAGGCUGCUGUAGGUCACAGUCUGUGGGUGCCCUAAUCGUCCUCUGUACCUUUAAGGGAUCCACGUUCUUCUGCGUUAUAUGAACCACCAUCAAUUUAGGGGGACCUUCAUCCCCAGAGUAGAGCAGAUGAGGAGGGGGUCGUGCUGAAGCUCUCUCUCUCUGCAUGUAUUCACUCAGAACAAAAGCUGUGUAUAGAACAGGACUUGUUCAUUUACACUGAAUGACAUUUUUUCUUCUGUAAUUCAAUACAUCUUUUCAAACUUAUAUUUUCACUGAUCACAAUUUAGAGAUGUGUGUUUUUGCAGUCCGGCUGUUUUUGGGAUUCCUUCUCUGUGCACCUCGCUCACAGUGCUUGGACUGUCCCUUUGGUUGUGAGUGCCUUGCUGUCAGUUACAUAGUGAAAUGUGUUUCUAAAGAUCUCCUCACGGUGCCACAAAGUAUUCCAGGAUAUGCAAAGACUGUCAUCAUCGCAGGGAAUAAUAUUCACCAGAUCGGACCUGAUUCCUUUACAGAUCUGGAGAAUGUCAGCAACAUCCUUUUGAGCAAUAAUAGGAUUACGGAGAUAGCAUCCCACAGCUUCUCUGCCCUCAGCAACCUCCGCUUCCUGGACCUCAGUGAGAACCAUCUGUCCCUCAUCCACCCAGAAGCCCUCAGCAUACCCGGCAGCCCGCUUCAGGAGCUCAACCUAAGCAACUCGCUGCACAACUUCACUGCUAUGACAGACCUCACCACUGCUCUGCGCUGGGGGGGCCUUGGAGGGCUCCUCCGCCUCGACCUCUCUGGGAACCACCUCGCCCUGCUGCCCCCGGGGAUGUUCUCACACCUUCCCAACCUGCAGCAUCUGUUCCUCACCAACAACUCCCUUAAGGCCAUCUACAGUGGAACCUUCUCUGGUAUGAACCACCUGGAGGUGCUGGACCUCGCACACAACGCAUUCAUGACGGUCAGCACUGAUGCUCUGCAGGAGCUGGAGAAGCUUGGCAACAUCCGAAUCCUCCUUGGAGACAACCCUUACACCUGCUCCUGUGAGAUCAGUCAUUUUGUAGCCUGGCUGAAUGAAUCCAAAGCCAAGGUGGAUGUGGAUGCUGUGAGGUGUGCCUCGCCGUUGGGGUUAAGUGACAGCCGGCUGCAAGGGCUCGGCAUCCGCGCCCUUGGAUGUGUGGUUCCUGUUCAAGCAGAGGCGGAUAAUCUCACACUGCAGACAUCCUACGUCCUGCUGGGGCUGGUGCUCGGUUUGGUGGGCAUGGUCUUUCUCUUUGUGCUCUAUCUGAAUCGCAAAGGUAUGAAGACAUGGAUCUUUGAGAUGAGAGAUGCAUGUCGGGAUGUGCUGGAGGGAUACCACUACCGAUUUGAGCUGGACUCGGACCCUCGACUGGGGCAGAUCUCUAAUGGCGGUGGCAGCGGUGCACAAGGGGAUUCAGGAUUACAUAAGUCUCAGCAGCUGCCAAGUGACACUUAUAUUGUCCAUCUUCCUACAGACACUCAGAUUAAACAGCUGACGACCUCUCCACAUAUGAAGCGAUGAUCGUUUAAUGAAGCUAGAGACUCAUGUGAGAGCGAUGUGAAUAGUCAAUGCCCGUAAAUUUACAGUUGAUGUUUUUAAGAUUCCUACUGCAUUACACAACAAAAUACCUCAAAGUGCCAUUGCGUUUUCUCAAGGCAUUGUGCAUUUCUGUGAAUCGACUUACAUUUUGUGUGUUUAUUGUACCUUUUAUAGGCUACAUUACAGACUCAAUUAAUGAAUCUCGUUGAAUAAUACAAUAAAGUAUGAUUACUUUAAAUGUCACUGUUUAUAAAAAGAAACCCUUUUAAAUAUUUAUAUUAAAAAGUGAGUUUCCCA
Eleginops maclovinus (Patagonian blennie) is the source of this 1960-nucleotide messenger RNA. RefSeq names its product trophoblast glycoprotein-like. Gene Ontology annotation, molecular function: protein binding. The record is from RefSeq and is a predicted model, not a curated record. Gene Ontology annotation, biological process: negative regulation of canonical Wnt signaling pathway. Lineage: Eukaryota; Metazoa; Chordata; Actinopteri; Perciformes; Eleginopidae. Bases 410 to 1645 code for a protein of 411 amino acids. The transcript has 2 exons. Gene Ontology annotation, cellular component: plasma membrane.